Messenger RNA from Paramormyrops kingsleyae, 5934 nucleotides. Its product is annotated as SLIT-ROBO Rho GTPase-activating protein 3-like. NCBI's taxonomy places the organism in Eukaryota, Metazoa, Chordata, Actinopteri, Osteoglossiformes, Mormyridae. Gene Ontology annotation, biological process: signal transduction. Gene Ontology annotation, molecular function: protein binding. The record is from RefSeq and is a predicted model, not a curated record.
CACAGAGACCUGAAAAUAUGUAGGGUAGCAGUGGGCGGAAUCCGAAGUGACGUCCGCGUCCGCGAAUCGGGCCACUUUGAUACAGCGUUUGCAGAUCGCAUUGUAAAAACUGUGCAAAUCCCGCACCUAUGGCCACUGACAAGUCUGCUGCAGCGUGUUAGCGUGUAGGAAAAAGACCCGAUGCACCUGAAAGAUGUCCAUUGCCCGGAUAAUGCUUUUGUCAUUCGAGAAAGAGGACUGAAAUUGCAGAUUGGUGUACGAUGGCAACCCUAGUAUUCAGAUACUGAAACGUCGGAUAAUAGCCUUGCUUGUUUCGCAGCUCACGCAGCUUCCUAAUCUCAAUAUGUCAACCCAAAAGUUUAAGAAGGACAAAGAAAUCAUCGGGGACUACGAAACGCAAGUAAAAGAGAUUCGUAGUCAGUUGACGGAGCAGCUGAAAUGCAUGGAGCAGCAGACAGAGUCGCGCCUCCAGCUGCUACAGGACCUACAGGAGUUCUUCCGCCGCAAAGCUGAGAUCCAGCUGGAGUAUUCUCGUAGCCUGGAGAAGCUGGCGGAGCGAUUCUCCUCCAAGAUCCGCAGCUCCAGGGACCACCGGAAGGACCAACACCUCUUGUCCCCAGUAAACUGCUGGUUCCUAGUCCUGAACCAGACAAGACGAGAAAGCAGGGACCACGCCACCCUCAGUGACAUCUACAGCAACAACGUCACUGUGCGCCUUUCCCAAGUCAGCGAGGAUGUCAUCAGGCUCUUCAAAAAGAGCAAGGAAAUUGGAUUGCAGAUGCAAGAGGAGCUGCUGAAGGUUACAAAUGAACUUUACACGGUUAUGAAGACAUACCACAUGUACCACACGGAGAGUAGCAGUGCAGAGAACAAGCUGAAGGAGGCUGAGAAGCAGGAGGAGAAGCAAUUCAGCAAACUGGGUGAUUCCAACGAGGAUCGACCACCACGACGCAGCACUGUUAGGAAGAUCGAGAAGAUGAAAGAAAAGAGACAAGCCAAGUAUUUUGAAAACAAGCUGAAAUGCACAAAGGCACGGAAUGACUACUUACUGAACCUGGCGGCAACCAAUGCUGUUGUGGGAAAAUAUUACAUCCAUGAUGUCUCUGAUAUGAUAGAUUGCUGUGAUCUAGGAUACCAUUCAAACUUGGCUCGCACCUUCAGGACGUACCUGUCAGCAGAGUACAGCCUGGAGUCAUCACGGCAUGAAGGCCUGGAUAUCAUGGAGAAUGCUGUGGACAGUUUGGAUGCCCGCAGCGACAAGCACAAGAUCAUGGACAUGUACAAUCAGGUCUUUUGCCCACCAAUGCGCUUUGAGUACCAGCCACACAUGGGCGACGAGGUUUGUUUGGUGACUGCUCAGCCACCGGUGCAGACUGAACUUCUGAUGCGGUACCAUCAACUGCAGUCACGACUCUCCACACUGAAGAUUGAGAAUGAGGAGAUGAGGAAGACUCUGGAUGCCACUAUGCAGACACUGCAGGACAUGUUUACAGUGGAGGACUUUGAUAUGUCAGAUGCAUUCCAGCACAGUCGGUCCAGUGAGUCCUUAAAAUUGGCUUCUUCUGAGACCUACAUCAGCAAAGUCAACAUUGCCAAGAAGAGGGCCAGCCAACAGGAGACAGAGGUCUUUUAUUUCACUAAAUUUAAAGAAUUCCUGAAUAGCACCAACCUCAUCACGAAACUACAGGCAAAGCAUGACCUCCUCAAACAGACACUAGGAGAAGGAGAAAAGCCUGAAUUUGGUACAACAAGGGGAAGACGGAACGCACGUGCUCGGAACCAGGAUUCAGGCCAGCCUAUACCACUGGUUGUGGAAAGCUGCAUCCGAUGCAUUAACCUCUAUGGCCUCCAGCACCAGGGAAUAUUCCGGGUUCCAGGAUCUCAUGCUGAAGUCAAUGAUAUUAAAAAUUCAUUUGAAAGAGGUGAAGACCCACUGGCAGAUGACCAAAGUGGCCAUGACAUCAACUCUGUGGCUGGGGUUUUGAAGCUCUAUUUCCGAGGCCUGGAGCAUGCAUUGUUUCCAAAAGAAUGCUUCCUAAACCUGAUGGCAACAACGAAAAUUGAGUCAGGAGGAGAAAGAGCUCACCACAUUCAGCAGAUUAUAUUAACUCUUCCUCGUUCUACCAUUGUGAUCAUGAGAUACCUUUUUGCUUUCCUCAGUCACUUGUCCCAGUAUAGCGAUGAGAACAUGAUGGACCCCUACAAUCUAGCCAUCUGCUUUGGGCCAACACUUAUGCCCAUCCCUGAUGGGCAGGACCCAGUGGCCUGUCAGGCCCAUGUCAACGAAGUUAUCAAGACUAUCAUUGUCUACCAUGAGGUCAUCUUUCCAAGCCCCCAGGAACUGGAUGGGCCCAUAUAUGAGAAAUGUAUGUCUGGAGGGGAGCAGUACUGUGACAGCCCUCACAGCGAGCCUGGCGCCAUCGAUGAGGUGGACAAUGGCACAGGUCCGCAUACAAGUGACGACGAUCUAGAGCAGAUUGAGGCCAUCGCCAGGUUUGACUAUGUGGGCCGGACUGCGCGGGAGCUGUCCUUUAAGAAGGGGGCAUCGCUGUUACUGUACCACCGAGCCUCUGCGGAUUGGUGGGAAGGACGGCACAAUGGUGUGGACGGGCUGAUACCUCAUCAGUACAUUGUGGUCCAAGACAUGGAUGAUGCCUUUUCAGACAGCCUCAGCCAGAAGGCAGACAGCGAGGUGAGUAGCAGAGCCUCUCUGGACAGCAAGGCGUCCUCCAGGAAUGACGUCCAUUCUCCAUGUGAGCCCUCAGCAGACUACGGCUUCUUGGGAGUCCUGGGAAGGGCGAGGUUACAGUCGGAUGGCGCAGCGAUUUCUCGACGGCGGAACGGCGUCGACACUCACAGCCCCCCCGGAGGCCUGGAAGUCCCUCCACGCGCUGCCGCUUACCCCUGCAGCCCCCUUAAAAUGCCCACCAGCCUACGGUGUGCUGAGAGUCCAGAACAGCGGCAUUUAGCUACAUACGCCAAUGCGGCCGGCAUCAACCACCCUGAGAGGAGGGCAUACCCCGAGGCACGUCCGUUGAAACCCACGCCAGGCUCCACUCGCCACAGCAAAUUGGCCGACCUCAAGUCCCUGGAGGCAGAAGCUCUUGCUGAGGAUAUUGAGAAGACUAUGAGCACUGCCCUGUACGAGCUGCGAGAGCUGGAGCGGCAGAACACGGCCAAGCAGGCUCCAGAUGUGGUUCUGGACACGCUGGAGCCGCUGAAGUCGAGCACUGAGCUGACCCGUCCGCAGCACACCAUCACAAUCCGUGACCCGGAUGCCGGGGUGCACUGCAGCAGUAAUCCCAGUCCAGAAAUGAUGAGCACAUUCAAGCCAGUGCCAUCACCCCGACUGCCUGGUGCACAACUAAGGGCCUCCUCUGUCAGGGCCCCACAGAUGGCUCAGCAGUGCCCCAGCAGUCCCAGCCCGUCUGGGCGAGGCUGUCCCACUGUCCCACUGCCCAGGAAGAUCUUCCCUCGAGACUCCCCUCCGGACUCUGGGCCAGUGUAGGUCAGGUGACACCCAUUCAGCCAAUCUGGAUUGGUUUCCCAUCAGAUUUGUUUGUUCGGCCGUUAUGUUGAAUUCUAUUUGUCAAUUCAUAGACGCUACCAAAGUGGGCAGCCUUGGAAUAUUUCUUGCGCUUUUAGAACCCUUCUUUCUUGAGGUGCCACGUGACUUUGAAAUUGUGAUUACUAAGCAAAUGAAGUCUCCAUUGCAUUUAAAGCAACAAAUAAGACAAUUUAAAUCAUUAGGUUUUGCGGUGUACAGACAGAUGAAGUGAGUUUAGCAUAACCGCACCGGAUAGCUAUCGGAUCGAUUAUUUUGUGAAUGCCUUUGCAGAAUGCAAACGCCCACUGUAGUUCACAGCUUUCAAGUUACGAAAUAGUUCAUAAAUGUAGACAAGCUGACUUGUAUCAGUGUUUUGAUUGUGUUUGUGGAAAGAAAUCCCCUGCAAAGCUUUUUUUGUCAGGUACUAUAAAAGACAAAACAGCAAGGUAAUGAAAUUGCAGGAGUAACAUAGCAAUAGUAAUAAGAAACUUAUAAGACAUCUGCAAUAAAAUAUAGCUUACUAUGGUAAUUAUGAUGUUAGCUAACAGGCAAACGAGAAUAAUGAAAAGCAAAACUAAAUGCAGUAAUAUGAACCUCGAAUCACAGAAUGUUUUCAGCUUAAUGUAAGUACUCUCUGUUGCUAUAAUAACUAAGUAUCACUGGUAUUCAUGUGAUUUCCUGUUUUAUUGUGUGAAUAUUGCACUUCAACACAAACUCUGUUUGUAUAGUGUAACUGCCUGUCCUGACUCAGUCCGUAUUCGGUAUGUAUUGUUUAAACUAGGGUAAAUGUCUGCACUUGUCAGAUCUUGUUUCGAAAGGUAAAUCAAUUAGCCUCUUACAGCUUCCUCACAAGUCCUGCACAGCACGCGGUCAUAUCAACAAUGCCAGUUUUGAUCUGAAUUUGUUGUCACGCUAAUAUAGUGACAACCAUUCCCUGAUGUCAACAAAUACAUAAACAGCGUUUGUAGUAGAGCAAGAACCACAUGCAUCCAUGUACUGGAAUAACUGGAUAAAUGAGAUCUAUAAAAUGCUGUGUGUGUGUAAAGUUAUUGGCUAUAAGCUGCCCAGUUCACUGUACUAUGACUAUAUAUUGCACUCAACUAAAACAUGGCUUAAUACAUCACCAGGAGAUUCAGUCAAAUGUCCCGUGUCCCAUGUCCCAGUUCAUUAAGACCCCCCCCCCCCCAAUAAAUAAAAAUAAAUGCUCCUGUCCUGUUAGGAUAAACCAUUAUGGAUGUUGCUAAUCUCAAGUGCCUAUUUAAGUCAGGUGAUACAAGUUAAGUUUAACUUUGUAGAUUUACUGCACAUAAAUUCUCAUCCCACAUGCAUGUGACAUUGCCAUUGUAUGACACCUACACCCCUGUAUUGUUUUAUGGCAGGAAGAGUCUAUCCUAUGUUUGCAUUAGAUUUAUAUAUAUACACACACACGUUGGCCUUGUUGGUUCAGCAAGAAUCCAUUUCCAGCAUUUCAUUUGGGCUUGUCAGCCAUUGUCUUAGUGACAACACUUCCCCCUUGUGGUGAGAAAAAAAAUGGCACCCAAAAGAACAAGUAGAAGCUUAUCUGUAAAUUAAACCUUUGUUUUCUCCUCUGGGUUCAGUUCUAUUAGGGUAGCUCCCCUGUUCCUACAGGGCCCAAUAGAACCACCUUUUAUUUGAAACAUAUAGGUAGGGAGGUACCUGAUACUUUAUUGUUCUCCUGGCAGGUGUGACUUAAUAAUGUUUUAUAAGAUUUGUUCAUGGGCAAUCCUUAAAUGAAGUCCUGUCUAAAAAUAUUAUAGUCAAACACAAAUGCUGCAUAGUUGUAUUCAUAUAUAGAAAAUAUCUACGCGUCAUAUCUACAAAAAAUGAAAAUGAUGCAUUUUAAUUCUGCGGCAUUUCGUCAAAUUUUGUUGAAUGUCCCCUCAAGGUAAAACCUCAAGAUGGCGAUAUUGCUUUAAAAGACAUAGACAGUCUCUGAUAUGCACAGUAUAAGAGUCAUUAGACAUAGACAGGCGCUGACAUAUGCAGUAUAAGAAUCAUAAGACAUAGGUGCUGAAAUACACAGUAUUAGAAUUAUAAGACAUAGACAGGUGCUGACAUACACAGUAUUGGAAUUAUAAGACAUAGACAGGCUCUGACAUGCACAGGAUAAGAAUAUUUUUCAUCUUUCAUUGUCGUUUUCAUUACAGCCAGCAUUUCCCUUUCAGGGAGGACUCAGAGAAUCAAUAGUGUCUAUAGUACUGCACAUACCAAUGUAGUAAGACUAAUUUAGCAAAACUAAAUAUCAAUACCUCUGCAUUUUUCGUAGAUCUGGGUUCAGUAUAAUAAUUUGGUUCUGCAUGACUCAGGUAACAUCAUCACCUACCUGUACUGUAUCCAUUAAAUCCCUUUGUGGAAAAUGACGACAA